AAAAGCCUACCAGCCCCGGGCGGCGGCGCAGAGCCGGCCCGGCGCACCAGGCAGCCAGUGCGGCCAUGACGGCGGAGAAGGCGCUGCCUCUGGGUAACGGGAAGGCUGCAGAGGAGGCGCGGGAGUCUGAGGCGCCAGGGGGCGGCGGGGGCGCAGCGGCCGUGCGGGUCCCGCGCGACAAGGCGGUGCACGAGCGCGGCCACUGGAACAACAAGGUGGAGUUCGUGCUGAGCGUGGCCGGGGAGAUUAUCGGGCUUGGUAACGUGUGGCGCUUCCCUUACCUGUGCUACAAGAACGGAGGAGGAGCAUUCCUGAUUCCCUAUGUGGUGUUUUUUAUUUGUUGUGGAAUUCCCGUGUUUUUCCUGGAAACGGCUCUGGGACAGUUCACGAGUGAAGGUGGCAUUACAUGUUGGAGAAAAAUUUGCCCUUUAUUUGAAGGCAUUGGUUAUGCAACACAGGUGAUCGAGGCCCAUCUAAAUAUAUAUUACAUUAUCAUCUUGGCAUGGGCCAUUUUCUACCUGUGCAACUGCUUCACCACCGAGCUCCCCUGGGCCACCUGUGGGCAUGAGUGGAACACAGAGAAAUGUGUGGAGUUCCAGAAACUGAACAUGAGCAACCACAGCCAUGUGUCCCUGCAGAAUGCCACCUCUCCCGUCAUGGAGUUUUGGGAGCGCCGGGUCCUGGCCAUCUCGGAUGGGAUUGAGCACAUUGGGAAUCUCCGCUGGGAGCUGGCCUUGUGUCUCCUGGCAGCCUGGACCAUCUGCUACUUCUGUAUCUGGAAGGGGACCAAGUCCACAGGAAAGGUUGUAUAUGUCACCGCAACAUUCCCCUACAUUAUGCUUCUGAUCCUCCUGAUCCGAGGGGUCACGUUGCCCGGGGCUUCCGAAGGCAUCAAGUUCUACCUGUACCCUGACCUCUCCCGGCUCUCUGACCCACAGGUCUGGGUAGAUGCUGGAACGCAGAUCUUUUUCUCCUAUGCCAUCUGCCUGGGUUGUCUGACUGCUCUGGGAAGUUAUAACAAUUACAACAACAACUGCUACAGGGACUGCAUCAUGCUCUGUUGUCUGAACAGCGGAACCAGCUUCGUGGCCGGCUUUGCCAUCUUCUCGGUCCUGGGCUUCAUGGCAUAUGAGCAGGGGGUACCUAUUGCCGAGGUGGCAGAGUCAGGCCCUGGCCUGGCCUUUAUUGCUUACCCCAAGGCUGUCACCAUGAUGCCUCUGUCCCCACUGUGGGCCACCUUGUUCUUCAUGAUGCUCAUCUUCCUGGGCCUGGACAGCCAGUUUGUGUGUGUGGAAAGCCUUGUGACUGCCGUGGUGGACAUGUACCCGAAGGUCUUCCGGAGGGGCUAUCGGCGGGAGCUGCUGAUCCUGGCCCUGUCGGUCGUCUCCUAUUUUCUGGGCCUCGUGAUGUUAACGGAGGGUGGCAUGUACAUCUUCCAGCUCUUUGACUCCUAUGCCGCCAGUGGGAUGUGCCUUCUCUUUGUGGCCAUCUUUGAGUGUGUCUGCAUCGGCUGGGUGUACGGAAGCAACCGCUUCUAUGACAACAUCGAAGACAUGAUUGGCUACCGGCCAUUGUCGCUCAUUAAAUGGUGCUGGAAGGUCGUGACCCCCGGGAUCUGUGCGAGCAUCUUCAUCUUCUUUCUGGUCAAGUACAAGCCCCUCAAGUAUAACAACGUCUACACCUACCCCGCCUGGGGCUACGGCAUAGGCUGGCUCAUGGCGCUGUCCUCCAUGCUCUGCAUCCCCCUCUGGAUCUUCAUCAAGCUGUGGAAGACAGAGGGGACGCUGCUCGAGAAAUUCCGGAAGUUGGUGAUCCCCAGUGCUGAUCUGAAAAUGAGAGGCAAGCUUGGGGCAGGCCCACGGACGGUGAUGGUUAAUGACUGUGACGCCAAACUCAAGGGCGAUGGGACCAUUGCCGCCAUCACAGAGAAGGAGACGCACUUCUGAGUGUCCACCUGCCACCUCGGAUGCCUCUGCUUCCUUCUCCUUCCCCGGGGGUAUGAGAGAGCACCUGAAAGCGUACUUCACCUAAUGAUAGAGGCUUGCUCGUUUUGCACAGGACUUAUUAACAAGUUAAUUUUAAGGUGGUUGUGUACACUGUUUUAAAGUCACAUUCCCCUCCUCGCCCCCAAUUAUCAUGUAAGUAACAUUACAAAGAGUUAAUACUGUACAGGGACUAGCGGAAUCUUGUGCUAGGACACUUUUAACCGGUGUUUUCUAGGGGUUAAGAAAAAAAAAUGUAUCAUAUGAUCAAAUUUUUAUACUCAGGCUGUGGGCGGGUGGGGUGGGAGCGAUGCCUGUCCUCCUGUCAGCCUUUUAUUCAGCCAGUCCAUGCCCCAUGUUUGUCCCUGCCCUUUGCUGCCCACCUCCUCACCACCUCCAGGAGUGGGGGGCUUUUCCUUCAAACCCUCCCUUACCCAUCCCCAACCUCUUAGCAGUGGGUUUGCAGACAGCAAGGCUGUGUCCCGAGAAGAAAAAGUCCCCUGGUCCUACUGAGUGGCUUGGGCACGCCCUUCCACUCCCUGGGCCGGUUUCCCUGUCUCCUAAAUGCGAGGGCUGGGCCAGGCGAUCCCCAGGUCCUUCCCUGCCUGGCAGCCUCUCUGGGGGAUUCUUGCUGAUGCCUUGCUGGCUUGCAGAUCUGCCAUUCAUCUUGGAUGCUUCUGAAGACUCUCAGGUAGUCAUCCUUGCACCCACCCUCAACCGGCUUGUUUUAAAUCAAGUUUAUCAUGGAAACAAUGUGGUGGUGAUGUGUGUUUUCCCCAAAACUCUAGUUUGAUUUCACCCGUGAGUGGUCUGUCCUCUGGAGACCAGCCAUGUUCUGACCCCUGUCGGGCUCCUCCUGCUCUGCCUCUCUCACCCUCAGCUCUGCCUCUCUCACCCUCAGCUCUGCCUCUCCACCGGAAGUGGCGCUGGCUGGGGUUGCCUGGGCGCUGGUUCUCAGGCUUAGGAAGCAGCCUCUAUUCUUCUUGCAGCUGCACAUCCGGCCGAUGUCCCAGCCAGGAAGGACCUGCACUGUAGGAUGUUCCCCCAGCCACUCAGGAGAAGGAGCUAUGGGGGCCUGGAGCCUGGUUUCAUCCUCCAGCCCCUGCCACAUCUUCUCCCCCUGGCUGUCCCAGGCAGGCCCUCCUCUCUCCUCUGCCAUCCUGAUACCUCCGUUCCUCCCCCUCCUUCCUGUCACCAGCAGAACCUUGGAACCUUGAGGAAGCUUCUUCCCCAUCCUUUUCUGGGGAGCCUUCCUGCAGCCUCUCUCCCAGGUGCUGAGAAGCCUCAGUGCUUACGAAGGGCAGCCUGGGCUCCCUGCCCCUCCUCUGUGCAGGCCCGGGCUCUGGGGGAAGCUGGCUCCUUCCAUAGCUCUCUGGAUGAUUGCUCUCCUUUUUCUUUAAUUGGAUUUUACAUCAAGCCUCUACCUUGGAUUCUGAGUUAUUUGGGGAAAGGGAAAGUGCAUUCUUCUUUCUUUUUUUUUUAAUCCUCACCCAAGGAU
Messenger RNA from Myotis myotis, 3480 nucleotides. It is a transcript of the gene SLC6A11, whose product is annotated as solute carrier family 6 member 11. Lineage: Eukaryota; Metazoa; Chordata; Mammalia; Chiroptera; Vespertilionidae. The transcript has 14 exons. The coding region runs from base 66 to 1946 and encodes 626 amino acids. Gene Ontology annotation, biological process: sodium ion transmembrane transport; neurotransmitter transport. Gene Ontology annotation, molecular function: gamma-aminobutyric acid:sodium:chloride symporter activity. Gene Ontology annotation, cellular component: plasma membrane. The record is from RefSeq and is a predicted model, not a curated record.